This is a messenger RNA of Nanorana parkeri, 1443 nucleotides long. RefSeq names its product tubulin beta 4A class IVa (gene TUBB4A). The record is from RefSeq and is a predicted model, not a curated record. Bases 14 to 1429 code for a protein of 471 amino acids. Gene Ontology annotation, biological process: microtubule cytoskeleton organization; mitotic cell cycle. The transcript has 5 exons. Lineage: Eukaryota; Metazoa; Chordata; Amphibia; Anura; Dicroglossidae. Gene Ontology annotation, cellular component: cytoplasm; microtubule. Gene Ontology annotation, molecular function: GTP binding; GTPase activity; structural constituent of cytoskeleton.
GGCUGCUGCAAUCAUGAGGGAGAUCGUCCACCUGCAGGCAGGCCAGUGCGGCAACCAGAUUGGGGCCAAGUUUUGGGAAGUGAUCAGUGACGAGCAUGGUAUUGAUCCCACGGGAGCCUACAACGGAGACAGUCCUUUGCAGCUGGAAAGGAUUAAUGUCUACUACAAUGAGGCCUCAGGAGGUGGAAAGUAUGUACCCAGAGCCAUCCUUGUGGACCUGGAGCCUGGCACCAUGGACUCCGUGCGUUCUGGACCAUUUGGGCAGAUCUUCAGGCCAGACAACUUUGUUUUCGGUCAAAGUGGUGCAGGCAACAACUGGGCCAAAGGACACUACACAGAGGGAGCCGAGUUGGUGGACUCUGUGAUGGAUGUAGUAAGGAAAGAAUCUGAAAGCUGCGACUGCCUGCAAGGUUUUCAGCUUACUCAUUCCCUGGGUGGUGGAACUGGAUCUGGCAUGGGUACCCUCCUCAUCAGCAAGAUCAGAGAAGAAUACCCAGACCGAAUUAUGAACACCUUCAGCGUUGUACCCUCCCCCAAAGUAUCUGACACCGUGGUAGAACCUUACAAUGCCACACUCUCUGUCCACCAACUUGUAGAAAACACAGAUGAGACCUACUGCAUAGACAAUGAAGCUCUGUAUGAUAUCUGCUUCCGUACACUCAAGCUGACCACCCCUACGUAUGGUGAUCUCAACCACUUGGUCAGUGCAACAAUGAGUGGCGUCACCACCUGUCUGCGUUUCCCAGGUCAGCUCAAUGCCGAUCUCCGAAAACUAGCUGUCAACAUGGUCCCCUUCCCACGUCUCCAUUUCUUCAUGCCAGGAUUUGCCCCCCUAACCAGCCGUGGAAGCCAGCAGUAUCGUUCCCUCUCGGUGCCCGAGCUCACCCAGCAGAUGUUCGACUCCAAAAACAUGAUGGCCGCCUGCGACCCAAGACACGGACGUUACUUAACUGUGGCAGCGGUCUUCAGGGGGCGCAUGUCCAUGAAGGAGGUGGAUGAGCAGAUGCUGAACAUCCAAAACAAAAACAGCAGCUACUUUGUAGAAUGGAUCCCCAACAAUGUGAAGACAGCAGUCUGCGACAUCCCACCCCGCGGCCUGAAAAUGUCUGCCACCUUCAUCGGCAACAGCACAGCCAUUCAAGAGCUAUUCAAACGCAUCUCCGAGCAGUUCACCGCCAUGUUCCGUCGCAAGGCCUUCUUGCACUGGUACACCGGAGAAGGCAUGGAUGAGAUGGAGUUCACAGAAGCUGAGAGCAACAUGAAUGAUUUGGUAUCUGAGUACCAGCAGUACCAAGAUGCCACAGCAGAAGAGGGAGAGUUUGAAGAGGAUGCUGAAGAAGAAGCAGCAACCCCUCUAUCCUGCCAUCAAACGUCCUCUCACCACGCAGCAGGCCCCCUUCCCCACUGUGAGAACCAGCAGAGCCUCUGAAUCAGUGAAGGGUC